Molecule: messenger RNA, 1704 nt
Organism: Amaranthus tricolor (Joseph's coat)
Lineage: Eukaryota; Viridiplantae; Streptophyta; Magnoliopsida; Caryophyllales; Amaranthaceae
Product: laccase-7
Exons: 6
Coding region: 1-1704 (567 amino acids)
Biological process (GO): lignin catabolic process
Cellular component (GO): apoplast
Molecular function (GO): copper ion binding; hydroquinone:oxygen oxidoreductase activity
Source: RefSeq, a predicted model, not a curated record
AUGAUGCGUUCCUUUCUGCUGCUGAUUUCCUUUUUGGUACUACGUCGAUGUUCAUUGGCUUCAUCAAGCGUUGUCGAACACACAUUUCAUGUGAUAGACCGAACAGUGGAAUUAUUAUGUGAGAGACGAGUGAUUACAACGGUAAAUGGAAGUCUACCAGGUCCUUUACUUCGUGUUCGAGAGGCCGAUACACUCAUUGUUCAUGUUUACAAUAAAUCACCUUAUGAUAUUUCUAUUCAUUGGCAUGGGGUUUUUCAGAAGUUAAGUCCAUGGGCAGAUGGACCAUCAUAUGUAACACAAUGUCCAAUAAAACCAGAAAACAAAUACACUUAUAAAUUUAACGUAACAGAACAAGAAGGAACUCUUUGGUGGCAUGCUCAUACUAAAUGGCUUCGAGCUACUGUUCAUGGAGCUUUCAUCAUACAUCCAAGAAAAGGACGAUCAUACCCCUUUCCCAAGCCCUACAAAGAGUUUCCUAUCAUUAUAGGAGAGUGGUGGAAUUCUAAUGUUCUAGAAGUUGAAGGUGAAGGGCUGGCAACUGGAGGAGCACCAAAUAUAUCUGAUGCCUACACAAUUAAUGGUCAACCUGGUGAUCUCUACCCAUGUUCUUCUAACAAAACCAACAAGUUUGAGGUAGUCCAUGGGAAAACAUACUUACUCCGCAUAAUCAAUGCUGCACUCAAUAACCAGCAUUUCUUCAAGAUAGCAAAUCACACCUUCACCGUCGUCGCCAUUGAUGCAAUGUACACAGACCCGUACGAAACCGAUGUCAUACUAACGGGUCCGGGUCAAACCGUCGACGUUCUCAUGACAGCCAACGCUUUACCCGGAUCAUACUACGCCGCCGCCAAACCAUACGCCAGUGCAUCAGGCGUACCUUUCGACAACACCACCACUACUGCAAUCUUCACCUACAAAAACACCACCACAUUUCAAAAUUCCCCAAUAAUGCCCGAUUUACCACCAUUUAAUGACACUCCAACAGCCCACAAAUUCUUCAGUAAUCUAACCGGGUUAAGAUCCGCCCCGUUUUGGGAACCACCGAUUGUAGAUGUGGAUGAACACAUGUUUAUGUCAAUCGGGUUAGGGUUAAUCGCUUGCGGGAGAAAUUCUACAUGUUUAGGCGUUUUCAAUCAGAGUAUAGCAGCCAGUAUUAGUAAUUUUUCCUUUCAAUUACCCACUACAACAUCAUUAUUAGAAGCACAUUAUUAUAAUCUUUCUGGGGUUUAUAAUGCUAGUUUUCCUAAUGACCCUCUAAAUCCGUUCGAUUAUACGAACCCUAAUGUUAGUUUUGACUUGAAUUUGUUGAUGACGGAGAAAUCGACGACGGUGAAGAGAUUGAAGUAUAAUACAACGGUUGAGAUUGUGUUUCAGAAUAAUGCGUUGAUUGGAAUUGAGAAUCAUCCUAUGCAUAUACAUUGCUUUAAUUUCCAGGUUCUUGCUCAGGGAUUUGGGAAUUAUGAUCCGUUUGUUGAUCGUGAAAAGUUUAAUGUUGUGAAUCCACAAGUUAGGAAUACUAUUGCUGUCCCUGCUGGUGGUUGGGCUGUGGCUAGAUUCCGAGCUAAUAACCCAGGAAUGUGGCUAUUGCAUUGCCAUCUGGAUGUGCAUCUAACAUGGGGUUUAGCUAUGGCUUUCAUCGUGGAAGACGGCGGCACACCGGAAUCAACCCUUCCGCCACCACCAAAGGAUUUGCCAAAAUGUUGA